UACUGGGAAUGCGAACGUAAAACACGUCCGUUUGCGUAUAUUAGUUUCGAGUGUUUGUGUUUAUAAAUAUAUCAAACUUUCUGUUGACUAUUAAAGCAUCUGCACAUCCUCUAUUUCAUCACACCAGAGCAUUAAACACUUCGGCAGGCAACAAGAAAGCCAUGAGUUCUGCAAUAUCAAAAUCUACUCAGAGCCUCACCACUGCUAAGGACAUGAGGGAGCAAAUCGAAAUAUUAAUGCAGCCCUAUGUCAACUGGGGAAAGUAUCUGACUCCAGCGCCUCUAUCUAUAGCCAUUCUGGGAGAGCUGGUUUUCAUCUCAUCCUUAACAGAUUUCUCUAUCAAUAAAAAUCCUCCUAAAGAGGGUUAUAAAUUCAUCAAAUACCCCGAUUCUUUCCGUGCUUGCCUCAUGCAAGUGUGCAACACUGGUUGGUGGGCGUUUAAUGAAGCCCAUACGAGCAUGGAUCAGAUCCGUCUUUAUACGGCCCAAGUUCCAGAUUACAUGAAGAAUGCUGUGAAGAUUCUGUUCCAAGAUGAUGAUGAGGUUGUCAGAGCGCUUCUUCCCAAUCAGAUGGACAAUAUCAGAGAGAUCGCAGAUGAAUGUCUGACGCUGUCUGCUGCUACUGAAAAGAGUUUUGGUAAUGUCAUCAAUAUCAUCCAAGAGCUGCUGGAAGCCUGUAUGAAUGCAAAUUGCUUUUAUGGGGAAGAAAUGGAGGCAAUCAAGAAGAAGACUGAGGAGAGCAAACUGAGGAAGCAGUCAUCAGAAGAAACAAAGAAAAGGACUGAGAAGGCAGCGAAAGCUGUGGAGAAGCAACUGGAUGAGGCUCAAGAGAGCUACAAGAAAGCUCUGGAUUCUCUUCCUGGUGGAUGGGAAAUGAUUGGCAUGGACUUUGUUGGUGGAUUAGCACAGAGCGUUACAGGCCUGAUUAAUGGAAUGGCAUCUCUUAUUACCCACCCAGUCAGCAAUGUGUGUUCUGCAACAACAAAGAUUGCUAGUACCGUGAACCAGAUUAGAGAUCAGGAGAGAGAUGUAGUUGCUGAAAUAAAUGCAUACAGUAAGUCUGCUACAAUUUUAAGUUGUGUCCAGACUAUCCAGCAGCUAAUGAAUGUGAAUCAUGAGGAUGAUGACAUUGCCUGGAGAGAUCUUUUUGAUCAGAAGAACAAUUGUGCAAAAACUAAUUUUAUGGCACAACAGUUUGUACGAAUCAGUGAAGAAUUAAAUCAAGUCUCUGACUGCUCAAGUAAGUUUCAGGCUCUGAAGCUGUGCUGCAUGGGCAUGAAAAUAUGCAAUGAGCUGGAACGUUAUGCACGUGAUGGCGAAUGUGAGAAAAACAAAAGUAAGAAGAUUAUAAAGGAGGUUUUGGAACUGAUCCAGCUUGCACGGGUUUUUGACUGCAAAAGCAAAGAUGCGACAAAUUCUCCAGCCAUUUCUCCAAAGCCACCAAUGAUGUAUAAAGAAGCAAUCAAGUCAGAGAACAUGAGUCCUGCACAGAAAGCCUCACAGAAUGCAAGAUUCACCAUAAUGCAGACCCAAGCUCAGCUGAACAAGACCAGAGAGACCUAUGAGAAAUGUGUGGAGAACCUUGAGAACAACCAGAAAGAACUGACUGAAAUCCUGAUCACGAUGAGAAACUGUGACCUGAAAGAGAUCGACUUCAAAACCACCAUAGAGAUGCUGGCCAAAGGAAUGGAUGCCAUGGGUAGAGUGAAGGAGCAGUGGGAGAAGAUGGUUCACUUCUUUCAGAUGGUUUCUGCCAUUGUGAAAACCAGACUGAGCAAAACUCUCAAAAACUUUGUCUCCACAUCUGAGAAAACACAAACCCUUUCCUACAAUAGCAAGCUCUUCUCAAAAGAUCUGCUCUACGCUCAGGCCUUCCAAGCCAGUAACAUUGCUAGUCUGGUCCAUAUGAUCUCUACGACAUACACAGAUGUUUCCAGCAGGUACCUGAUGGAUCGAGUCAGCUCACUGGGCAAACUGAUGGCCAUGGAUAAAAACAAGCCAGAAUUUGAGCAUGAGCGACAACAGCUCCAGAACGCCUGUGAUGUGGCACAGAAAGCCAUCUCAAGGCUUGUGGAGAAGAAUAUAAAGGAGUUUUACGAUAAGUCUAAAAAGAGACAGGAAACAAUCAGUCGGGAAUUGCUUGCCAUUCUGCCUGCUGCUACUCCAGAGCAAAUCAAGAGCAUUCAAGAGGCGGUUCAAGCUGGAUUCACUGAAAACGAUUUUGUAUAAUAUAUAUUUUACAAGCUCAUUAAAUGCAAGAUAAUUAUCCUCAUAUUAUAAGGAUAUAGGGUGACACAGUGGCGCAGUAGGUAGUACUGUCGCCUCACAGCAAGAAGGUUGCUGGUUCGAGCCUCGGCUGGGUCAGUUGGCGUUUCUGUGUGGAGUUUGCAUGCUCUCCCUGGUUCUCGUGGGUGUCCUCCGGGUGCUCCAGUUUCCCCCACAGUCCAAAGGCAUGCGGUAUAGGUGAAUUGGGUAGGCUAAAUUGUCCUUAGUGUAUGUGUGUGAAUGAGUGUGUAUGGAUGUUUCCGAGAGAUGGGUUGUGGCUGGAAGGACAUCCGCUGCAUUAAACAUGUGCACUCUUGCAUUCAAACACCUACUCAUACCUUACAGCCAAUUACAGCCUGGAGGAAACCCACACGAACACAGGGAGAACAUGCAAACUCCACACAGAAAGCCAGGACUCAAACCAGCUGGGACUCGAACCAGCAAACCUUCGAUUCACGACUCAAACCUUCUUGCUGUGAGGCCACAGUGCUAUCCACUGAAUGUAUGAAACCCCGUGCCACCCUCCAAAGCAGUAUGUGUGCUAUUCUAAUUACAAUUGAACAAGAAAUAUUUUUAAAAAGAUAAGAAAGAUCUUUAUAUGAGGAAUAUGUUCAAUGUUUUGUCAUUUUUUUCAUGUUUUGUUUGGUAUAAAACAUUUUACUUGGCUGUGCAUUACACGUUUUUAAUUAAUAAAGGCACUCUGCACUGACUACAAAAUUCUUCCCACACUAAUAAAAAUGUUACUACUCA
Messenger RNA from Danio aesculapii, 3014 nucleotides. RefSeq lists its product as uncharacterized. Bases 162 to 2228 code for a protein of 688 amino acids. Lineage: Eukaryota; Metazoa; Chordata; Actinopteri; Cypriniformes; Danionidae. The transcript is spliced from 2 exons. The record is from RefSeq and is a predicted model, not a curated record.